Molecule: messenger RNA, 215 nt
Organism: Closterium sp. NIES-65
Lineage: Eukaryota; Viridiplantae; Streptophyta; Zygnematophyceae; Desmidiales; Closteriaceae
Source: the annotation of a GenBank genome assembly
AUAUACGGCACACGAAUCAGCUCCGACCUCGCCAAGUCAUCUACUGACGCGAAGACCUUCCCCGACUGCUGCACGGACUGCGCCAACACCGCGGCCUGCCACUACUUCCAGUUCUACACUCCAGACUCCAUUUCUUCCGCCCCCGGCGGACAGAAGCAGUGCUUCCUGCUCUCUGAGGCGCCGGCUGGCCUGGCGAUCAGCGGGCCUCUCAGCUA